This is a messenger RNA of Rotaria sp. Silwood2, 513 nucleotides long. Lineage: Eukaryota; Metazoa; Rotifera; Eurotatoria; Philodinida; Philodinidae. The record is from the annotation of a GenBank genome assembly.
AUGACUAAUGUAACAAAAGUGAUACGACCAUUUUUUGAGAAAUAUAUUAAUCGAUCAUCAGUUGAAUCAACUGUUCUUUUUGGUCCCUUACUCAAUGUGAUGCCAAGAAGCGGACUAGCAACAACUAAUGCAGCAUAUGAUAAUCAAUGUAAUCAUGGAUGGGAUAAUACACUAGCAUCAAUACAAGCCAUAUUUAUGGCUCGUGGUCCUUUGUUUAAUGCAAAUAUUCAAAUUGAUUCGAUUAAUAAUGUUAAUAUUUAUCAUAUUGCUUGCCGCAUUCUUAAACUUGAUCCAAAUCCAUAUGCUACUGCUGGUUCCCUUGUCAAUCUUACUAGUCUUUUUCGAUCGGUUGAAAAUGUUACAACACCAAGUACUUUUAUAUCCAGCAGUUCAACAAUAGAAAGAUUCACAACAUCAAUGAAAAAUGCUUGCUGCUUAUUUUCUACUUAUUUAUUUCCUACUCUAGUGAUGUUAUUUUUAUUAUCUUUCACUCUCUGGAAGAUAUUCCAAUAG